AAACAAUAUCCUGUGUUCUGAUGCUUAGCAUACUUAGAAAGGUCAGAGUGUUGGAGCGACAGCUGGUGCAGAGAGACUUUUUCUUUUUUCUCCUUUAAUGUGUGAUGGAGUCUGGUUUUCUCACCUUCAUUCUUGUUUCUUCUUUUGCAGUAUAUUCCUCUCACACUAACACCAGAGCAUGGGAUGAUGUUAUGGUGGCUAGAGAGGACAUGCCUACCACCUUGAUCUGUACUGAUACAGUGAGGGGUGCUGUAGCCAUUAACUGGAAGGUGAAGUCACUUGGUGCGGAUGAAUGGAAACUGGUUCUCUCAGCCAACGAAAGGAACGAGUUCUCCGGUGGUGCCUCGAAGGCAUCCAUGCGAUUGACUGACCCGAAAUUUCAAGACACCGGGGUUUUCUCUCUGUUCUUUUAUCCCAAAAUGGAGGACAGCGGCCUCUACUCAUGCUUGAUAAAGCAGCAAGAGAGGAAAGUGAAGGAGAGAAUUAUCCUCUUAGCUGUCCUCACAGUCACUGUCGUCCCUGCUGCACCCAUUUUGCAGCAAAGCACCCUGCGUCUGAUCGCCAGUGUAACUCCUGACUUUGCCAUCUCCAACAUUACCUGGACAGCACCUGGUGGCAUUUCCUUGAAGAGUGAGAGGAAGCCAAAAACAGGCACAGUGGCCAAACUGCCACAGGUCCAGAUGAGCGACAGCGGGACUUAUGUCUGUACGGUUUGCUCUCGGGGUAGCAGCAGCAAAACUCUUUUUACCUUCGAUGUGGACGUGGAUGUUGAUGCUAACAAUGUGGCCUCAUUGGCCCAUAUAACACAUGGCCCUGAGAUCUCCACUGCCACUCAGGCUCACACAUCCUUCAUCCUAACCUGUCCUGGUGUCAAGGGGGACUACGUGCUGCUCUACUGGCAACCUGCAGACUCCAAGAGUCAAAGGAAUAUGAAGCUGGUGUACAAGUAUGACCGGUGGAGGGAUUUCAAGUCAGAGCAAAGCAAGAGACUCCGCCUUGCGGGCCCACCCUACAACGCAGAGGUUGGAAGUUUCUCCUUUACGCUCACACCUGAGUUGAAAGAUGGUGGCCUCUACAUCUGUGACGUGUUCCUCAAUGACAGUGCCUUCAGCCAGAGGACUCGUCUCAGUGUGAUGAAAGUUAAAGCCAGCCGCUCUUCCUCAAAACUGGAAUUGGAAUUGGGUUGCUUUUACUCCGAGGUGUCCCAGGUCCAAAGCGCAACGUGGAAGUACCAGGAUAAGAGUCGCCAGCUGCAAAUGUUAAGCAAAGGCCCUGGCAGCCUCACCACCAUUCUGCCCAUACCCAUCACCUCCAACACAGCCGGGAACUACACCUGCACCCUACAGCUGAAGAAUGGACAGACUGUCUGGGCAACACAAGCUGUAACACUGCCCCAUGUUGGGAGGGAUGAGAGUGUCAGUGUGACCACCCCCUCUCCCCCUCUCCCCUCUCUGCUCCCUUCUCUCUCUGCUUUAUUACUCCUGGUGCCCCUGGUUGCUGCGGCUGUCUGUGUGUUGCUAUGGAGACAGAAACACAUUUCUAACCGCGGUAUUGAGCAGUCUCUGUCUGUCCACUCGGGUGAAACAGAAAAUGUCUAUGAGAAUCCUGAGGAUUUCAGACAGGCUCCUCCCGAGGGUUCAGUCUACAUGGAUUUGAAACCGAGAGGAGAGGAUGAUGUCUACAAGGAACUGGAGCGAUGCGAACAGUGUCAGAGCUGAUCACCUACAGACAUCUCAUUCUCAUCCAGCUGUCAUAUCCACUCAGUUCCCAGCUGCAGCAGACGGCCUUCAUAAACAAAAGUAACAACUCAAUGUCAGACUUCGGCUGUGAAGAAAAACUUCUACGCUUUAGGGAAAUGCAAGUCAAUCGUUUGAGCGGCUUUUGCAUUCUCACCAGUUGCUCAUUAUAAGUUCUUGAUUACUGAUUUGCUUUAAUAUCAUGUUUUGGUGUUGUAGAUAGAGAGGGGAAGCAAAAAGAGUUUCACAUAAAGAUCUAAACCUUGUCCCAGAUGCGAGAAGUUGUGUGGUCUUUUACACUUGUUUUCAUGACAAUUUGUUUUAAUUUCUUGAGCAUUUGAGAUGAUAUCUAUU
This is a messenger RNA of Scatophagus argus, 2090 nucleotides long. RefSeq names its product g6f-like (gene g6fl). The record is from RefSeq and is a predicted model, not a curated record. The coding region runs from base 105 to 1718 and encodes 537 amino acids. Gene Ontology annotation, molecular function: MHC class II protein binding; protein tyrosine kinase binding. The transcript has 11 exons. Gene Ontology annotation, cellular component: membrane raft; external side of plasma membrane. Gene Ontology annotation, biological process: T cell activation; interleukin-15-mediated signaling pathway; positive regulation of ERK1 and ERK2 cascade. Lineage: Eukaryota; Metazoa; Chordata; Actinopteri; Scatophagidae.